UCGCCGGUUCGGUGCAUGGACAAGAAAAACAAUGAGAAAGAUUACCUCGUGAUCAGAACAUAAGGGGAAGGAGGACUGCCCUGCGAGGCAUUCUAGGUUAGAGACAACUUAAGCAGCAACUUUUCAUUUAAUUAUAAGUUCCAAAAUCACCAAUGCUAGUUAACUUGAUUUAAGCAGUGAGGCAGACGAAUUUAGUGCAACUGAAAUCAGUGAAGCCUCCAUUUUGAAGUCCGGAGGGAUCAAGUGAAAUUCUUAUGGAAAGAAAACAAAACAUACCUGAAGUGGAAGGUUAAGUUUAUCAUGGAGCCUGUGCUUGCUACUGCAGUGCCAACAGUGAUUCUUCCGAAGCUUCCACAACAUGUCUGUGACAUUCUAUUUGCAAGCGAGGAAAACACAGCCGACAACGAUGGCAAAGUUUCUGGGAUUUUCCACUUUGAAGGAAAAGAUAUUAGAAUCAAUAAUUCUUUCAAGAGAAAGAGAUGCGACAGUUUUACGAGUCCUCCUUAUCUGCAAGUGUUUCCCAAUACCUCAAGUGAUGAUAGCGGCUUCGGGACUGAAGAUGGUUCUGAAUAUUCUAAAGAGGACUUAGGUAUCAAAAAAAGAGUGCCACGUUGGAAAGGAGCUGAUGAACAUGGAGAGUAUGAAGUCCAGAAAGUUGUGGAUCACCGCUUUGACAAAGAUGGUGCAGAUCAGUUUUUUGUAAAAUGGCUGGGCUGGGGGAGUCAAUCCAACACUUGGGAGCCUCUUAAAAAUUUAAACUGUCAUGAAAAGUUAAAUGAUUUCAUGAAAAAGUUUAUUUUAGAUAUCCUGUUUGUCAAAUGGAGACCACUUCCAAGCUGCAAAACCCUUCUGGCAACCACAUAUAGAUCUAUCAUAGAGCAAUGGGUGCGAAACACUCCUAAAGCACUUUAUUUGAAAAAAUUAAGUGGUGGCUUUAAUCAAAAGGGAUUGGCAGUGUCGACUCUCUCAAAGAUGCUUAAUGAUGCAGUCCAUACCAAAUGUCUCAAAAGUCGAGAGGAAAUGGUUGAUUGCAUCAAGAACCACUGUGCACUGUUACGGAUGAAAGAAGUCCGCAAAGAGCAACUGGAGCUUAUGAAGCUGUGGGAAGACAAUUUGAACAGUGUAGGACCUGGUGGGCUAAGUGUUGAAAAUCAGGUGGAUCUGGAAGGCCCACCAAAAGACUUCAUGUAUAUCACUCAAAAUAUUACCGGCCCAGGGGUUAAUAGCUGUAUGCUUAUUGGCCAGGUCGCUGGCUGUGAGUGUACUGAAGAAUGUGGGACUCACGAAACUUGUUGUCCGAAUAUGGCUGGAGUUGAUUGGGCCUACUCAGCUCUCAGUCGUCUCAUUGUUUCUCCUCGAAGUGGAAUUUUUGAAUGUAACAGAUUUUGCUCAUGUGGACCUGAUUGUCCAAACAGAGUAGUGCAAAGAGGUAGAAAAGUCAAAUUGACCAUUUUUCGGACCGCAAAUGGAAGAGGUUGGGGUCUUAAGGCUGGUGAGCGCAUUGAGAGGGGAGCUUUUCUUACCACUUAUUUGGGAGAAAUCAUUACCAGUGAGGAAGCUGCUGCUCGUGAUGUCAACUAUGAGAAAACUGGAUUGUCAUACCUCUUUGAUCUGGAUAUGAUGGACCCAGAAGAGGCCCCCAUUUUCACCAUUGAUGCCAUGAAGUGUGGCAAUGAGUCCCACUUCAUCAAUCACAGCUGCAAUCCCAAUGCUCAUGUGGCAGGAGUGUGGAUAGAAACCAAUGACCCAGCAAUACCUCUCUUAGCACUUUUUGCAAAGAGAUCCAUUAAAAAAGGAGAAGAAAUAACAUUUAACUAUCAAGGCGACCAAGAUCCGCGGUUUAGAGGAAUUGACAACAUGAACAAUGAUCCUUCAGACCCAAACAAGCCAAAACGUAAAAAAGCCAAAAGAUGCAAAUGUGGAUCUAGGUUUUGCAAAGGGUUUUACUUUUAAAUACAGAUGCUCUGUUACUCUUUUUAGGGGAAGGGAAUUUGAGCAAUUAUUAGUGUAUAGAUAUUUAACAAUGGGCUAUUUUCUUAUGACCUGAAAAUGUAUAUAGUUUUUAUAUAGGUGUAGAAACAAAGAUACUUAUUUAAAUUUUGAAUUAUUUUUUUCUGGAUGUGUAUCUUUUGUGGUACAAGAAAUGAAAUCAAUCACCUAUGUCCCAUGACCAUGGUCAUGCAUACGAGAGUGGAUCAUGGAUCCCCCUGUAGAAGUCAUGAACUUUGUCAGAUGUAUUCUUUUUUCAUCGCUUUAUUCAAGUGCAAUAAUAAAUUUUAACUUCAUGUA
Molecule: messenger RNA, 2289 nt
Organism: Thrips palmi
Lineage: Eukaryota; Metazoa; Arthropoda; Insecta; Thysanoptera; Thripidae
Product: histone-lysine N-methyltransferase SUV39H1-A-like
Exons: 12
Coding region: 301-1953 (550 amino acids)
Cellular component (GO): nucleus
Molecular function (GO): zinc ion binding; histone H3K9 methyltransferase activity; protein binding
Source: RefSeq, a predicted model, not a curated record